UUCUCACCAUUUGCAUCCAGCACUGGUAGAAGAAUAAAUAUAUGUUAUACCAGAAAACUGUCUCUGCUGGAUGGGGAAAAUGUUGUGGAUGUAGCUGUCAGUUACAAUCAAGAAGGUUCAUACAACAUGCAGAUUCAAGAUAAAACGUUCCUGAUUUCUGGGGAGAUGCUCAAAGAAGGUGAUUCACUUUACUUGAGGUCUUCAGUGAAUGGAACAGUGUGUAAGGCCAAAUUGGUCAUUUUGGACAACACCAUUUACCUCUUCUUUCCGGAAGGGAGUGCUCAGAUUGGCCUCCCUGUACCCAAGUACCUGUCUGCGGUGAGCUCGGCGGGGGAGCAGAGCGGUGCCGUAGCGCCCAUGACAGGCACCGUGGAAAAGGUGUUUGUGAAAGCAGGGGAUAAAGUUCAGAUUGGAGACCCUCUAAUGGUUAUGAUAGCUAUGAAAAUGGAGCACACCAUAAGGGCUCCAAAGGCAGGAGUGAUCAAAAAGGUUCAUUUCCAAGAAGGUGCCCAGGCCAACAGACAUGCUCCGCUGGUGGAAUUCGUGGAUGAAGAAGCCGAGUCCAAAUAAAAUUCAAGGAAGGUGCAUUUUAUUUUUUUCCUACCUUGCUGAUUUUCUCUAAGGAGGAGACUUCUUCGUAUUUUCAGCAGACUGUUUUGUAUAACGGACUGGGGGAUUGGUUUCCUCUGCACCUCCUGGAUAGUUUGACUGUCAAUGAUGCUGCCCUUACUGAAAUUUGGAUAUCACUAUACUGUAAUCGUAUAUAUCACUCGUGGACCUACGUGCUUGGUGUUCAGUGGUUGUGUUUGCCUGUGGAAAGGCAUUUGGUUGGAAAAAACGUGGAACUCCUAAAGGCUGGGAGAGGUUGGUGGGGAGUGAGUUAGAGGCAGGCAGGGCUCCUGUGCCUGCACUGCAUUCAGCACAGCUGCCUUCUUUCCCCACGGUGGGAGAGCGUUGGUCAGAAGGGAACCUGAAAGGUGACAAUUGUUUUAUGAAUCCAGUUAUCUGGAAAAAAAUUCCUGUUUGUGGCUUAUGUUUUUGCCUGAAGAGGGAGUUCAGGUUUGUUCCUUAGCCCAGGAUCCCUCUGUGGCAUUUUUGGUGCAUCUUUUUUCAUAUUUACCUCAAUGAGUAGUGAAAAUUUGCAUUUCAAAAAUUACUUAAUAUACUUUGGAGUAUCUGAUACAAAGCAUUUUUAAAAUGCAUGUUAGCAUUUGCUACACUAAUCAAAGCUGGAACAUAACUACUUUCCAAAAAUAUCGUUUGAUCUUUAAACAUAAGGCAGAAGCACAGAAAGAUAAUAUGCAUAUUUAAUAGUGUGCCAAAAUAAAAUACUGACUUCAAAAUCCUCAUUGCUUUUCCCAUAUUGUUCACAUCCUAAUUUAUUACUUAUUGGCUGGGAUGGAGUAUACCAAAGUCUUUGUAACAACCUGAAAUAUGACUAAGAAUAAUGGUCAGAUUUUUUUGUAUCUGCAGUGUGGCAGAAGAGAAAAUUGGUGGGGUUUUUUGAUACGCAAAGAAAAUAUUUCUCUGACACAACUUAUUGAUCAUUUGCCUUACGUUUAUUUUAACUUUUUUAAAAAACAGCUCGGUAAAACAGGAAAAGAGAAAGGAUAACACGUUUUAAUUGUUGCAAACUCGCAGAUCUUUUUGCCUUCCAGUUAAGGUGAAGCCCUGCUUGUCAUAGGAACCCUUGAUACACCCAUAGAAGCCGAGAGCAGGGUUUGUGCUGCAGAACGGGACACACAGACACUGCAGUGGUCGCAGACUUGUAGUUACCUCUGUGCAAAUGCAUCCUUCUGCUUAUCUGAAAUAUCUGUGCAAAUGCAUCCUUCUACUUACCUGAAAUCUCCUCUCCGAAUCGAUACCCAAUGUCACAGGGGAUCCUGGGAUCUGAUUUUCACUGUGCAGCCUGCCCUGCAAUGCAGGCAAAACCUGUAAAAAAGUACUGGCUCGGGCUGGGCUUGUCUAUUAAAAGCACACAGUAAUACUCUUUAAUUUUCCUUGUGAUCCAACGGCCAGCUGACAAAAAAUUACACUCCAGCGAUCAUCCUGUAGAGUAUUGCCACAGUGGUUUUUAUUUACUGCCAAAUAAAAUCUAAGCUUAACUUUGAA
Messenger RNA from Calidris pugnax (ruff), 2112 nucleotides. RefSeq names its product methylcrotonoyl-CoA carboxylase subunit alpha, mitochondrial-like. Gene Ontology annotation, cellular component: mitochondrion. The record is from RefSeq and is a predicted model, not a curated record. Lineage: Eukaryota; Metazoa; Chordata; Aves; Charadriiformes; Scolopacidae. The transcript has 6 exons. Gene Ontology annotation, molecular function: methylcrotonoyl-CoA carboxylase activity. Bases 127 to 570 code for a protein of 147 amino acids.